UAUAAAUAUCAUUAGUGUUAUUUAGGCAUAAAAUGCAAUUACUUGUUAGUAAUACAUACUAGAAAUUAAAAUUUCCGUUGAGUAAUUUCAAAAAGACAUUAGCAAAAUUUUAAAAUUUUAUAAAACAAUAAUGUAUCUACUACCAGCGAUAUCUUUUAUUUACUUAAUCUAUUCAAUGAAUUGGUUAGUUUGUGCGUCUGCUGUAGACUGGUCAAAUUCCCCGUUGGAUAGUAAUGACGGUGAAGACGAAUUUUAUGAAGAUGAUUAUACCAAUCAGCUUAAACAACAAUAUCCAUUUACGUCGAAGCGUUAUAUGACAGUUGCAGAGGAGAAGAAAUUUUGGAAUAAACUAUUCAGUGGAAUACGAACAGUUGGACCACAGAGAUUUACACCACCACGAGGGCCAAGUACAUUAAGAUUUGGUUGA
Trichobilharzia szidati is the source of this 427-nucleotide messenger RNA. NCBI's taxonomy places the organism in Eukaryota, Metazoa, Platyhelminthes, Trematoda, Strigeidida, Schistosomatidae. The record is from the annotation of a GenBank genome assembly.